Molecule: messenger RNA, 1233 nt
Organism: Onthophagus taurus
Lineage: Eukaryota; Metazoa; Arthropoda; Insecta; Coleoptera; Scarabaeidae
Product: single-minded homolog 1-like
Biological process (GO): regulation of transcription by RNA polymerase II
Molecular function (GO): DNA-binding transcription factor activity, RNA polymerase II-specific; protein dimerization activity; RNA polymerase II transcription regulatory region sequence-specific DNA binding
Source: RefSeq, a predicted model, not a curated record
AUGGAUAAGAAAAAACGAAUUUUAACACCCUCCGAUAGAUUGGUUUUUAAUGAAAAAUCAAAACACGCAGCCCGAAGUCGACGUGAAAAAGAAAAUUUGAGUUACGCUGAACUUUCGAAGUUAUUACCCCUACCGGAAACGAUUUCCGAUAAAUUAGAUAAAGCUUCAGUUGUGAAAUUAACAUCAUCCUACUUAAAAGCGCGAGAAAUUUUAAUGGAAGAUUACCGAUACAAAUCGAAUCUCCACGAUGAAGCACCCCUCCCAUUUGAUUUUAUAAAAACCUUGGACGAUUUCUUCAUCUUAUUAGAUCAAAACGGAAAGAUUGCUUACAUUUCGGAGAAUGUUAUGAAGCAUUUAGGCCUUCCCCAGCUCUCUUUAAUGGGAUCAAAUGUUUACGAUUACAUUCAUUUGGGCGAUCACGACGAAUUGAUGAGGAUAUUAUCGCAAUUUAUGCACUGUCAAAGCCCGUAUAAGAUAGAAAAAUCGUUUUGUUUACGAAUGAGAUGUGCUUUGGCGAAAAGAAGCGCCGGUUUAAUGAAUGGAUUAUUUAAGGUGAUUCAUUUUAAUGGAUAUCUUAAGAACGAUGUUAAAGGAAAUCCAUGUUUAUUGGCGGUUGGAAAGUGUUUAACAACUUCACCAUUAACGUCGGUUCAUUUAAAUUGGAAUACUUUCAGUUUUCGAGUCGGAUUGGAUUUAAAAAUAAGUUUUAUCGACGACUGGAUCCAAAUGAUGGGAUAUAAACCACUUGAAUUGGUGGAUAAAAGUUUGUAUGAUUACGUCCACGCCCAAGAUGUUAAAUUUUUAAGGCUAUCUCAUCAACAAAGUUUAGUAAAGGGGCAAUCGAUAACUAAAUAUUACCGAUUUCUUUGUAAAUUUGGAGGCUAUAUUUGGCUACAAUCAGAAUUGGUUGUUAUUUAUAAAUUAAAAGUGAAACCACACUCAAUUAUAGCUUUAAAUCAUGUUAUAAGUGGCAUUGAAGAAGGAAAUUUAAUAUUAAGUAAUAACCAAAAGAAUUAUCACCCCGAACCAAGUUUACCCAACAAUCUAAAUAAUAAACACGAAGACUGUAUGUUACCAACAACCCUUUCGUAUCUAAUAGAAAACCACGAAAUCAACACUUAUUCUACUACAACAGAAACCCAUCCAGGAGUUUACGAAGACAUCACAAAAGUUGAAGUUUGGAACGAGGUUUUUCAUAGUUUGCAUAGCGUCCAAGAAAGUAUGGAUCAAUAA